ACUACUCACAGGUUAAUCUUCAGAGAUAGUAAAUAUUUAAAUAUAGCACAAGAUUAAUAUUUUCCUAAGCUUUAAUUCGUGGCAUGUUUUGUGAAAAUGUCCUAAACUGGAACAGCCGCGUUCUGUUAUCGUGAUGUAUAGGAAUGGCGCCUGCGCGUGCACGUCACUGUGUACUGCAGCAUAUAGGCAAAAACCAUUCCAGUAAUAUGGCCUGUAUCGAUGCUUAAUAGCCAAAGACGGCAAACAGUGCAGAGUGGCCUCACUUCACUUCAGUCUUCCCUUCAUCUCAUCGCAUAUUUCCUCAAAGGAAAACGGUUCCAGUCUUCAUCAAGAAUCAAAGGAUCAAGCAGCAUCUUCAGACCAGAUGAACUCCAAGCUCACCAAGAAUCAGCAGAGAGCAAUCUGCUCCCAGCUGGGAAAUUUCAAACUGAAGUUGCUCUACAAAGCCAGCAUCCAUGGUUUCACUGGAGCAGCUUUUCACCAACACUGUGAUAACCAGUAUCCCACUCUGUCUGUGGGCUACAACAACUCUGGUUUUGUGUUUGGAGGCUACACCAGACAACCGUUCAGUCAGUCUGGACAGUAUGUAAAUGAUGAUCAGGCAUUUCUGUUCUCCUUCAGUGGAGAAAAGCUCAACAAAUAUCCAUGCAUCAGUGCUCCACAUGCAGUGAAAAUGAUCAACAACUGUGGUCCUUAUUUUGGAGAAGCUUUAGUUCUUGUCAAUGGAAACCAACAAACAGUUUACAGUAAUCCUGGAAAGUAUUAUAACUUCAAUGCUGCAGAGAUGCACGGCAACGACCUCAACCUGACUGAGUGUGAAGUCUACCAGGUGGAAGAGACUGCUGAAAUGAUGAAACCAUGGAGACUUGUAAUCUGGGAGUCAAAGAGAAAGACCGAGCUGAUGGAGAGCAUUAAAUUCUACAAACCUUUGAACAGCUCAGUGACUCAGGCUCGGGUUUUACUUAUUGGACCAGUUGGAGUUGGAAAGUCCAGCUUCUUCAACUCCAUCAACUCCAUCUUUAGAGGUCACGUCACCAGUCAGGCCAUUUCUGGAAGCUCCUCCACCAGUCUGACAACACAGUUCAGAACAUACUCUGUGAAGGCUGGAAGAGAAGGUAAACCUCUGCCACUCGUCCUGUGUGACACCAUGGGACUGGAGGAAGGCGUGGGGGCGGGACUUGAUAUAGAUGACAUCAGCAAUAUUCUUAAAGGUCAUCUGCCUGACCGUUACCAGUUCAACCCCUCUGGUCCUCUGCAAUCAGAGGCUCACGGUUUCUGCAAGAGUCCAGAUCUCAAAGACAAGAUCCACUGUGUGACUUAUGUCCUGGACGCCAGCAAGAUCUCCAUCAUGUCCACAAAGAUGGAGGAGAAGCUGAAAGCUAUCCGUAGGACAGUCAACUUGAUGGGGAUCCCUCAGCUGUUGUUGCUCACUAAAGGAGAUGAAGCCUGCGCUCUGGUGAGAGAAGACAUCAGAAAUGUCUACAAAAGUGGCUACAUUAAAGAACUGAUGCAGGAGGCCGCCGCUCGGGUCGGUGUACCUUUGUCCUGCAUCAUUCCAGUGAAGAACUACAGUGAGGAGCUGGAAUUGGACACAAACACCGACAUCCUGCUGCUCAGUGCGGCCAUUCAGAUGCUUCGCUUUGUGGAUAACUUCUUUGAUGAGAUCAGUGGUCAGCUGAGCAGUCUCACAACUGGGAAAUAAUCAUCACUCAGAUCACUCCUUGUUGUUGAAGGAUCCAAAGAAGUGCUAGAUAACUUAUCAGUAGUUAUGGUUCCAGAUAAAAACUGCAUGCUGAACCACAUAAACUAAAAUUCUGAAAACUGAGAUUACAAACUAGUAUGUUGCUUCAAAUUUGCCAGAAUGUCAAAAUGACUAAAGCUAAACUACAGUGGUAGAAAACCUAGUGGCUGUCUAACUGUAGUUAUAAUACUGUACUAAAAGCUGAUUAUCCUUCUGUUCUUUGAAUGUUGCAAAUGUUAAUCGACAAUUAAUCAUAAUCUUUUGACUGUUAUCAAAGACAAACAAAUAAAGUGGCAUGUUGCAAGAGAGAGGUCACCGUCUGUUCCUGAACUUAAAGCUUUAUCAAAUAAAUGUAUCCAUUUCUGUCUUCGUUUUCACUGCUCAGAAUCCCACGGACGGGGUCAAAGAUCUAGUGCAGGCUAAACGAGGCCCUAAAGAGACUCAGCUCUGCCCGUCUUCCAGUUCUGUUUGAUGCUGACAACCUAAAUCUGGUGUGUUCAGUCAAUCGGGAGGAUGAAUUACUGGAAAACGGGCAGAAUUGAGGCCCUCGAGACCACAUGCGGCCUUUUGGCCCCUCCAUUCUGGCUCUAGUUAAAAAAAAAAAGAAAAAAAAA
Messenger RNA from Oryzias melastigma (Indian medaka), 2355 nucleotides. RefSeq names its product interferon-induced protein 44-like. Bases 365 to 1702 code for a protein of 445 amino acids. NCBI's taxonomy places the organism in Eukaryota, Metazoa, Chordata, Actinopteri, Beloniformes, Adrianichthyidae. Gene Ontology annotation, molecular function: GTP binding. The transcript has 8 exons. The record is from RefSeq and is a predicted model, not a curated record.